Molecule: messenger RNA, 1830 nt
Organism: Schizosaccharomyces osmophilus
Lineage: Eukaryota; Fungi; Ascomycota; Schizosaccharomycetes; Schizosaccharomycetales; Schizosaccharomycetaceae
Gene: met9
Product: methylenetetrahydrofolate reductase Met9
Exons: 1
Coding region: 1-1830 (609 amino acids)
Biological process (GO): tetrahydrofolate interconversion
Cellular component (GO): cytosol
Molecular function (GO): methylenetetrahydrofolate reductase [NAD(P)H] activity; FAD binding
Source: RefSeq, a predicted model, not a curated record
AUGAAAAUAAGUGACAAACUUCAAGAUCCGGGCUGGAAAGACAAAGUUACAUGGAGCUAUGAGUUUUUUCCACCGAAAACAAGCACAGGUAUCCAAAAUCUAUACAAUCGUAUAGAUCGCAUGAAAGAAUGGGGAUAUCCAAUGUUCGUAGAUGUGACCUGGGGUGCUGGCGGGUCUACUUCUGAUUUGACUCCGGUGAUUAUAAAUGUUGCUCAAAAGGAUUUUCAGCUCGACACGUGCAUGCAUCUCACUUGUACAAAUAUGUCAGGCGAAAUGAUUAGAAUGGCGUUGAAGAAAGCUUACGAGUCUGGUUGUCGUAAUGUUUUGGCACUGAGAGGGGAUCCACCCAAAAAUGAAACCGAAUGGACCCAAGUGGAAGGUGGCUUUCGCUAUGCGGCAGAUUUGGUUCGAUAUAUAAAAAAGAACUAUGGAGAUGAAAUCUGCAUUGGUGUCGCUGGUUAUCCUGAAGGAUAUUCACCAGGUGACGACAUUGAUAGAAGUAUAAAUCAUUUAAAAGAAAAAGUAGAUGCUGGUGCAUCGUUUAUUGUAACGCAAAUGUUUUAUGAUGCCGAUAAUUUUGUUGAAUGGGUAAAAAAAUGCCGGGAAAAUGGUAUAUUGGUGCCCAUUUUUCCAGGCAUCAUGCCCAUUCAAGCUUGGGAUUCAUUCAUUCGAAGAGCAAAAUGGAGUGGAGUGAAAAUUCCACAACAUUUUAUGGACGCUCUUGUACCCGUAAAAGACAAUGAUGAUGAUGUUCGUGAACGUGGUGCCGAUUUAAUGGUACAGUUCUGUCAAAAAUUAAUUGAUAAUGGCAUUACCCGUCUUCAUUUUUAUACCAUGAAUUUAGAAAAGGCCGUGAAAAUGAUUAUCGAGCGACUGGGAUUGCUCGUUGAAGAACUUAAGCAAGUAACUGAAAAACCGGAAAACGAGCUGACGACAAACCGUACGGAAAUUUUCCCCAACGGCACCAAACGUGCAAACGAAGAUGUUCGUCCUAUAUUUUGGAGGACUCGUUUAGAGAGCUAUAUGUCAAGGACAGAGCAAUGGGAUGAAUUCCCUCAUGGUCGAUGGGGUGAUUCUCGUAGCCCUGCGUUUGGUGAAUUUGAUCCUUCCCGUCAUGGCCUACGUCAGUCGGCUGCUGAGAUUUUGGCUCUCUGGGGCAGUCCAAAAUCCUAUAAAGAGCUUGGUGAGCUUUUUGUAAGUUACUGCACAAAAAAACAAACCAGUUUACCCUGGAGCGACAUGCCCAUCUCGGAGGAGGCAAAAGUGAUUCAAAGUCAGCUGGAAAAUAUGAAUAGGAGAGCUUAUCUCACAAUUAAUUCCCAGCCUGCUCUAAACGGCGUUAAAAGCUCUGACCCAGUACAUGGCUGGGGUCCAACGAACGGAUAUGUAUACCAGAAGCCUUACGUUGAGUUUUUCGUACACCCUUCCUUGAUUGAGGAAUUGAAAUCCUCUCUUCACCAAAUGGGAGAUAUUUCCUACUUCUUCGUUUCUGUUUCUGGGAAACUGGAUACCAAUGCCGCAUAUGAAGUUCCCAAUGCAGUUACAUGGGGAGUAUUUCCUAAUCGAGAGGUAAUUCAACCGACUAUUGUUGAAUCUACUUCAUUCUUGGCCUGGAAAGACGAAGCGUAUUCUCUUGGUAUGGCUUGGGCUUCAGCCCAUGAUCCAAAAUCUGAAACACACAAGUUAUUGGUAUCCAUGAUGUCCAGCUGGGUGCUUUGUGUUAUUGUUGACAAUAACUAUGAACGAGGCCAAUCUUUGUUUGACAUUUUCUCAAAAUUGAGAAGCUUAGAAGAUUUCCAUCCUGAACUUUACAACGGAGUGGCUAAGUAA